UUCAGAAAGAAAUCAAAUCACACAACCCCAGGAGUGGCAUACUGCCGCGUCCGUCUCACUCAAAGUUCGCCAUCCGUCUGUCUAUCUAGCUUCCCUCGUGAUCGAAGUCUUCAACCCCUGUUCGCUGUCACCGAUCGCGGCUGCUUCCUCGAGAUCGGUGUCCGUCGUCUUUGUCUGCUCAGCCGCGCUUCCGUCGCCGUUUGUUUGCCGUUCACGUUCGCGUCUUCGUUCAGCUGUCGUCUUCGUUCGCGUUCUUCGGCGUUCACUGUUCGCGUUCACUCGCCGUUCACCGUUCGAGAUCGCAUUCGUGUUCGUCUGGAAGCCACGUUGCUCUGCUUCAAACACUGCGACCAACCCGCGCGCUUCACCUAGCCGUCGAACUGCUCUCUUUUGUCGCCGCCGAAAGCGGGGAGUGAAGGAGGAGAGGAGGAGCAGGAGCAGGAGGGAAAGGUGAUUAAGAUUAAGAGACGUGUGUGCGCGAGAAGGGUUGAAUAUUAGGUGUAGCCAUGUCUACUAGCUGGCGUUCCAGCACUGCCGUUUCAUCACCGCCAAUCCCAAUUCCAAUUCCAAUUCCAAUCCCCAACGAGGAGCCUUCAUCAUUCUCCACCUCCGUCUUCAACUUCUCCUCCGGAAACCCUAGGAUCGAGGAGACCCGCGGCCUCAUGCAUCUCUUCCCCGACCAAGAUUCCCCUUCUACCCUCCCUUUUGGACGCAAACCCCUCGUCUGCGUCGUCGGCGUCCCCAAUCACAUGACCUACGCCGACUUCUGCCAGUUCUGUGGUUCCUUCCUUCACCACAUCCUUGAGAUGCGCAUUGUCAGAAUGGAUGGAACGGAAGAUCAGUACAGCGUUUUGAUCCGCUUCGACGAUCAAGACUCCACCGACAGCUUCUUCAAGCAUUACAAUGGCCGCCGUUUCUCCUCUCUGGAGGUUGAGGUUUGCCGUGUUCUUUUCACGUUGGAUGUGCAGUACACUGGUUCCAUUGAACAUGCCCAACCAUCCAAUGCUACCUCCACUGAACAGCCCACAUGUCCAGUUUGCCUUGAGCGGUUAGAUCAAGACACCAGUGGAAUUCUCACCACUAUAUGUAAUCAUUCUUUUCAUUGUUCGUGCAUAUCAAAAUGGGCUGAUUCUUCUUGUCCUGUGUGCCGCUAUUGCCAACAGCAAGCUGAAAAAUCGAUAUGUUCUGUUUGUCGGACCACUGAGAACCUUUGGAUAUGUGUCAUAUGCGGAUUUGUUGGCUGUGGAAGAUAUAAAGCAGGACAUGCCAUCAUGCACUGGAAAGAGACACAGCAUUGCUAUGCCCUAGACGUGGAAACUAAGCGUGUGUGGGAUUUUGCGGGAGACAACUAUGUUCAUAGACUUAUUCAGUCCAAAACCGAUGGGAAGUUGGUUGAGCUGAACACUCACUGUGUUCAUGCAGAGAAUGGGUGUGGAAGUUGCAGCUGUGAAGAUAAUUCUAUGAGCGAGGCGUUACUUAAUAGUAAAGUUGAAGCAAUUGUCAAUGAGUACAAUGAAUUGCUUGCUACUCAACUUGAAAACCAAAAAUCUUAUUUUGAGUCGUUGUUACAAGAGGUAAAAGAAGAAACUGAGACCAAAAUCUCUAAAGCUGUUCAGAAGGCCGUCAGUCUUAAACAGCAGAAGAUUCAGGCCAAGAUUGACAGAUGUAACAAAGAGAAGAAAUUUCUGGAGGAGGUAAUAAGUUGUAAUCCAUUGUUAAGAAUUUCUUAUGAAAAAUUCCCAUUCCAUAAUCACAGGACCUCAUUAAUAUAUCAUAAGGACAGGAAAUUGUAUUGCAAAUGUUUGUGUGUUUUGUGUCUGCAGCUUAAUGAGAAUCUUGUUAAAAAUGAGGAUGCUUGGAAAGCAAAGUUGCUUGAGAUUGAGGAGAGGGAAAGAAAAUUCUUAAAACUGUCGGAGGAGAGAGUAGCAAGCCUGGAAGAGCAGCUUAGAUAUCUCAUGACUUGUCUAGAUGAUGCGAAGCCGGAACAACAGUUGCCUGAGCAUAACGAAAUCAAAGAUGGGCUUGUGUCUGCCUCAUCAAAGGAAUCCUCGUCAACUAAUAACUCUCAGGUUGGCAAAAAUCCAUAAAUACAAGAAUCAUCCGGCUAAAGUCCUCACACUGAUUUGAAUCAUUCGUGUUAUGUUCAUAAAAAUUGUGCAUAUGGAUCCAUUAGUAUAGAUGUUUCAACCUGAAAUUUUGUUGUUUCGAACUGUGGUGUAUAUCUUGAAUCUAUUCAGUUCUGUAAAUAGAGAGUACUAAUAUUGGAAUAAUGCCAUAAAAACGCAAACAAACAACAAAUCAUGUCAACGAAGGUAUGGCAAAGUCAAUAAAAUUGCAGAUAAAUUUUAUGACGGAUA
Molecule: messenger RNA, 2357 nt
Organism: Arachis stenosperma
Lineage: Eukaryota; Viridiplantae; Streptophyta; Magnoliopsida; Fabales; Fabaceae
Product: BRAP2 RING ZnF UBP domain-containing protein 2
Exons: 11
Coding region: 507-2087 (526 amino acids)
Biological process (GO): protein ubiquitination; Ras protein signal transduction
Cellular component (GO): cytoplasm
Molecular function (GO): ubiquitin protein ligase activity; zinc ion binding
Source: RefSeq, a predicted model, not a curated record